AUGGCCGACGCAGGCCUCGUCCACGCCAGUCUCGUCUGGGUCACCUACGCCAUCGCCGUCUGCUGCUGUCUGCUGGCCGCCACCAUCACCACCUUUACCUGGCAGACGCCGCGCGACCGCUCCGCCAUUGUCAGCGUCGUCGCCAUCGUCUCCCUGACGGCACUCCUCGCAACCGUUCUUCUGCUCCCCGUCGACAUCGCCCUCGUCUCCGCGACCGUCUCUCCCGCCCUCGGAGCCAAGAAGACCUGGGCCACGCCCGACCGGGUCCGCAACAUCCUCCUCACUCUCAAAAUCGUCUACUAUUCCCUCUACAGCCUCGAUGCCCUGCUGUGCCUCAUCGUCAUCCCCUUUGUCUACUUCUGGUACGAGGAAUAUGACGAGAUUGAGUUUGAAGAAGAGGGCCGCACCUGGAAGAGCCGCUUCUGGGCCGCGACAAAGUACACCCUCUUCUUCGUUGCCCUCGUCGUUGUCCUCUUCCUCCUCGGCUUCUUCGUCCCCGCCGCCGGCGACGCGUCCAGGGCCCACUGGGACCUCGACUAUUUCAAGGACCUCGUAUCCCAGAACCACGGCGAAAAGGCCCUCACCUUUGCCCUGGGCCUGCUCAUGACUCUAGGCACCCUGCUCUACGUCGUCUACACGGGCGCCGGCCUCGCCCUCAUGCCCAUCUCCUUCAUCCGGUCCGCACCUUCCAUCUCGGCGCCCCAGCUGUCCGCCACCACCGCCUCCCAGCUCGAGCAGAACCGCGAGCGCCAGCGCCAGCUCGAGAUGCGCAACGCCGGUCGCGAGGAGGGCAUGUCUCGCAAGGACAGGCGCGAGCUCGAUGCCCUCGUCCGAGAAGAGCAGACUCUAGUCAGACGCGCCCGCCUCGCCGCAGAGGCCCAAGGUGAGGGCAGGAGCCGCGUCUACCAGGCGUGGCUCAAGGUCUGCGCGCUUUUCCGACCUGUCAAGAUGCUGGGCGGCAUUCUGCUCCUGCUCGUGUCCCUGCUCAUUUUCGUCUCCAUGUUCAUCACCGGCAUCGACAAGGCCAAAAACUCCAUCUGCAAGCGACGCUGCGGCUACAUUCUCGGCCACGUCCACGUCUUUCAACCCGUCAACUGGAUCUUUGUCCGGGCGGCCAAGGCGUUCCCCGUUGACUACGUCUUGAUGACCCUCCUGGUCCUGUUUCUGUUUAGUAGCACCGUCUCGGGUAUCGCCGCCGUUGGCAUCCGCUUCCUCUGGAUCCGUGUCUUCCAGAUCAGAAAGGGCCGCACUGCUCCCCAGGCGCUCUUGACGGCGACGGUCAUGAUGGCGCUGGCAAUCCUAGCCAUCAACUACGCCGUCGCCAUGCUCAUCGCCCCUCAAUACUCCACCUUUGGCACCCAGACCUUUUGCACCAACGAACCCGAGCACCCUGGCGCGCAGCCCGUCUGCGAGCGCCACUCGGACCUCAUCCGGCCAUGCUCAGAGGUCCUGGACGCCAAACAUGCCCGCGACGUCUGUACCCCGUCCGUCAUGUCGACGUUUCUUAACCGCAUCAACAUCACCUGGCCGUUUUUCGGCAUUGUCGACUUCUGGGCACAGUACGCCUUCCUGGGCGUGUUCCUCAUCGUCUUCGUCACCGCCCUGUUCCGCGCCCCCAAGGUGAAUGUCGCCGAGAUGGACGAGGAUGCCGAGGCGGACGAGGAAGAGAGCCUGCUGGCCACGACGGGGCGUCGCUUCGGCGCGACGUGGCAGGACCUGAGGGGGAAGCCAGCCAGCAGCGGUCCCCGAGGUGACGGGGCGACGAGAAACGGCGGUGGCUCGUCAGAGGCGCAUUGA
Messenger RNA from Hirsutella rhossiliensis, 1797 nucleotides. RefSeq names its product LMBR1-like membrane protein. Gene Ontology annotation, cellular component: vacuolar membrane. Lineage: Eukaryota; Fungi; Ascomycota; Sordariomycetes; Hypocreales; Ophiocordycipitaceae. Bases 1 to 1797 code for a protein of 598 amino acids. Gene Ontology annotation, biological process: protein localization to vacuole. The transcript has a single exon. The record is from RefSeq and is a predicted model, not a curated record.